Hibiscus syriacus is the source of this 3269-nucleotide messenger RNA. RefSeq names its product receptor-like protein 13. NCBI's taxonomy places the organism in Eukaryota, Viridiplantae, Streptophyta, Magnoliopsida, Malvales, Malvaceae. The record is from RefSeq and is a predicted model, not a curated record. Gene Ontology annotation, molecular function: protein binding.
CCAUAAUAUUAAGCGGUGUCUGAGUUUUAGGCAUGAUUUUGAAACUGUUGUGGGUGGUGUUCCUGUUAGGAGGAGGGUGGUGGUCUCAUUGUGAUGGCUGUUGGGAUCACGAAAAAACUGCUCUCAUGCACCUCCAACCUUACUUCGGUUAUAAUAUCGAUCACGUAUCCGAGUGGGGGGAGGGAGAGGGAGAUUGUUGCAAAUGGAAUAGGGUUCAAUGUAAUGUCACCACUGGACGAGUCAUUGGACUUGACCUUGGUUCUUUCGACUGUCGACUCAGACACGGUUUCUUUGAUGAUUCUAUAGCAAUUGAUGCACUUUACGAAAUAACAGAGAGAGAGCAAUGGUAUCUCCAUAUUUCUUUAUUUCUUCCCUUUCAGGAAUUAACCACUCUUGAUUUGAGCGGAAACAGAAUAGCUGGUUUUGUUCAUAACCAAGAAAAAGGGGAACCCAUGUUGAUCAAACUGGAGACACUUGAUUUAGGUGGCAAUCUCUUCAACAACAGCAUACUCUCGUUCCUUGGUAUAUUUCCAAAUUUAAAGUCUUUGUAUAUAAACGGUAACAAAUUGGAAGGAAAUAUACAUAUUAAAGAAUUAAAUGCUUUGAGCAACUUAGAAGAACUGGGCAUGUGGGUGACCGAUUUUGUUCAAUCUCAAGAUGAUGAAACUCAACUAAGGUUGAUGAACCUCAGUUCACUUGAGUUGACAAACAACCCCUUCAACAGUAGCAUAUUGGCAUCCCUUGGUAGGCUUCGGAAUCUCAGGUAUUUAGGUCUUGGAGGCUCCAAUUUCAGGGGGUCAAUAGAUCUUACAGAGUUAACUGCUUUGACCCACUUGGAAGACCUGUCAUUAUCUUGCUAUUAUGGUGAUUCUUCACUCACGACCACAGGUAACCAUUGUAGCCUUCCACUACAGUCAGUGGCCUUAUUCCCUUCCUUAAACACUGUUCGUUUGGAAGGAUUUAAUAUUGAAGGAACCAUAAUGACUUCUCAAAAUAAAUGGCAUAACUUUACGAAUUUGGAAGAGUUAGAGGUACAUGGUUCUUUUCUCCAAACCAGCAUUCUUGGAAGCAUUGGACAAUUUAUUUCUCUGAAGCGUUUGGAAUUGUAUAAUUGUGAGAUGAAUGGAAAUUUGAAUAUCCUUGAAGGUUUGUGUAAAAUGACAAAUCUCCAAGAAUUAUUUAUUCUCUACAGUAAUUUCAAGGGUAGUUUGCCCGAGUGCUUCUCUAACCUCACAUAUCUUCAUCGCUUGGGUCUCUCUUCCAAUCAAUUUUCUGGAAAUAUAUUUGUCCUUGAGAAUCUAACAUCUCUUGAAGAAUUAGAUCUCUCUUCCAAUCAAUUUUCUGGAAAUAUAGAUAGUUUUAAAAGUCUAGCAUCUCUGCGAGAGUUGAGUGUAUCAUAUAAUCGCUUUGAAAUCCCUAUAUCAUUGGCACCCUUGUCCAACCUUUCAAAACUAAAGAGCAUAAAUGCGGAUAACAAUCUCAUAUAUGCUGAAACCCAUAUACCUUAUUCGGCCCCAAGGUUCCAACUGAAACGAAUUACUUUGUCGUGUUGUGGAGAUGUUGGAUCGUUUCCUGAAUUUCUCUAUCAUCAACAGGACUUGCAGGAUCUUGAUCUCUCUAAUAUAUUCUUCAAAGGAAACCAAUUCCCAAAUUGGUUGUUAGACAACAACUCAAAUUUAGAGUUCCUAUAUCUCACCAAUAGCUCUCUAUCGGGAACACUUCAGCUACCAUUAUCUUCACAUAUACAUUUGUCAAUUUUAGAGGUCUCCGAUAAUUUCUUCAAUGGCAGCAUCCCAACAAAAAUUGGAGAGCAACUACCAUCGUUGGAGUCUCUGAACAUGUCAAAAAAUCACUUUAUUGGUAGCAUUCCCUCGUCUUUCGGCCAUAUGACUUCAUUGAGAGUUUUGGAUUUAUCCAACAAUAAACUUGAGGGAAAAAUUUUCUCUGGAAAUUCUAAAUUACCAAACUUGAGUUUGUUGAAACUGGAUGGAAAUAACCUUUCUGGAAGGAUCCCUGAUCUAUUGUCCAAGAGCCCUUUUUUGCUAGCACUAGAUGUUAGCAACAACACACUUUCUGGAAGUAUCCCAAGGUGGAUGGGAAACAUGUCUUCUUUACAGAGAAUUAUUAUGUCCAAUAAUCAUCUUCAAUGCUCAAUCCCUAUUGAGUUUUGUCAACUUGAUUUUCUUGUACUUGUUGACCUCUCAGUUAAUAACAUCUCAGGGAGUAUACCAUCUUGUUUCAACCCUUCUCAGAUUAUACAAGUUCAUUUGGCUAAAAAUAGGUUACGAGGAACUUUACCGGGCGCGCUUCGUAACAGCUCUACCUUGGUGACAUUGGAUAUCAGAGAGAACUUCUUGAAUGGCAGCAUUUGAUAUCUUCUGUUAAGCAAGAACAACUUCCAAGGAGAGAUCCCAAUGGAGUUAUGCAGCUUGAAUCACUUAAGUAUGAUUGAUCUUUCUCAUAACAAUCUUUCUGGUCAGAUUCCCCCUUGCCUAAAACUUACCACCCUUGGGGAUGUAGACUAUGUUAAUGCCACUAUGACUGGCCCUGGCGAAUUCUCAUUGAAUGAACCAAUAGAUUUUCCAAUGAAAAAUGUUUACAACUCAUACAGGGGAAGAAUCAUACCGCUGGUGUCUGGAAUCGAUCUCUCUUGCAACAAACUGGUCGGUGAGAUUCCUGCUCACAUUGGAGACUUACACAAGAUACUUGUGUUGAACCUAUCUCACAAUAGUUUGACAGGACCAAUCCCACCAACAUUUUCUAAUCUCAAGCAAAUCGAAAGUCUAGAUCUUUCCUACAACAAAUUGAGUGGUAAUAUCCCUUCUCAGCUUGUGGGGUUAACUUUUAUAUCUUUUUUCAAUGUGUCGUUCAACAACUUAUCUGGAAGGACACCAUCAAGGGUUGCACAAUUUGGAACAUUCGAUGAAUUCAGCUACGUAGGAAAUCAUUUUCUUUGUGGUGAACCAUUGCCAAAGUGCGCGGAUACUGGAUCAUCACCACCAAAGCCAAAUUCAUCAACUGACAAUGAAAGACUAUGAUUUAAUCGACAUGGGGGCGUUUCGUGUGACUUUCAUUGCAUCUUACACAGUGAUGUUGUUGGCUGUUGCUGUUGUGUUGUACAUAAACCCUUAUUGGAGACGAGCUUGGUUUUAUCAUGCAGAAACCGCUGCCACUUUCUGCUACUAUUUUGUGCUUGACAAUCUUAUCCCCAGACGAUUUCAUUGUGGAAAUUUGUAGUGAAACAAAAUAUGCAUUCACAUGUAUUCAAA